Pollicipes pollicipes is the source of this 850-nucleotide messenger RNA. RefSeq lists its product as uncharacterized. The record is from RefSeq and is a predicted model, not a curated record. Gene Ontology annotation, molecular function: aspartic-type endopeptidase activity. The coding region runs from base 22 to 699 and encodes 225 amino acids. Gene Ontology annotation, biological process: proteolysis. NCBI's taxonomy places the organism in Eukaryota, Metazoa, Arthropoda, Thecostraca, Pollicipedomorpha, Pollicipedidae. The transcript has 5 exons.
UCGUGCAUCUGCCGCGCUAGCAUGCAGGACAUAUACGACUCAGCCCUGAAGCGCGAGCAGCGUCGCCGUGACUCGCGGCUCCACACAGGCGUCGACUCACUCUUCGACUUCGACGAGCUGAGGCCCGACUCCGAGGUCACGGCCAACGGCCACAAGCACUCGCCGCUCUUCGACAAGAAGCGGUACGAGCCGAAGGGGUUCAUCGCCGAGCUGACGGCGGCCGAGAGCCGGCGCGAGCCCCGCAUCUCAGUGCCGCUCUUCGACACCGAGGUCAGCCUGGCGCGCGGCUCCAUACCGCCUAUCGUGCUAUGCCAGUGUAACGGGCGAAGGGCGUACGCGCUGCUCGACACCUCCAACGUCUACUCCACCAUCUCCCGCGGCCUAGUCAGCGCCUUCAACAUGUCCAGGGACGUCAUUCAGGACCGAACGACGCCGCCAUCACCAAUAUCAGGACUGGAGAGGCCUAUCAUUCAUGGGAAGCUCAAAUACAUGGAGGUGUCAUUGGGCAAAAGUCAGCUUAACAUGCAGCUAUUUGUAGUUUCAGACACGACGCCAGAGCUGGUGCUCGGCGUCGACUUUCUGAAGAAAACCCAGACGGUCAUCAACUUCUCCGAGUCGUGCGCGCUGGUGGGUGGCGAGAAGGUGCGCUUCGUCAGCGGCCAGGAGUUGGGCGGCCUGACGAAAGGGCGGCCGCUCUAACGCGCCGCCCAUGUGAUACGCUCAUCAAAGUUUUAUAAUGAACGCGGCCGGCCGUCCGCCGCCGGCCACCGCUGCGGAUGGGCGGGGAGCCGGCAACACGCGAGGGACGCAGCGUCGUGAGCCGCGCGAUCGCGUGCACGCGGGUGACGUG